Messenger RNA from Lineus longissimus, 4572 nucleotides. Its product is annotated as ribosome-binding protein 1-like. Bases 355 to 858 code for a protein of 167 amino acids. The record is from RefSeq and is a predicted model, not a curated record. Lineage: Eukaryota; Metazoa; Nemertea; Pilidiophora; Heteronemertea; Lineidae. The transcript has 14 exons.
AGAUCAUGCAUUUUCGGACACUAGAACGAAAUCUUCCUGCGGAUAUCGCGGUUUCGGUGAUGAUUUAAGGAGAAAUUGACUGUUCUUAGAGUUGUAUAGGACAGAAAUGAGUUCAUACUUCAUGAAUACAUGAAUAUAUUAUGAUAUGGGCGGGCUUCUAAGUCAAAACAAUAACAAACUCAACUGCAUCUCUACUGUUUAUUGCGUAGUGUAUUGCCUAGUGUAUUUCGUAGUGUAUUUUAGCGGAGACAUUAUUUCCGCACUUUGGCCAUGCCAAACGUCUUUUUUAUUCGUGGAAGUUAAUCUGCUCUGUAAAUUUUAUUUUACGCAGGAAGAAUCCAUACUAGCUUUACAAUGGCUGUGCCAACGGUGCUUAAGAGGCGACAUACCCUUCGUGGAAGGGAUUUACUUCCCUUGUUGGCAAACUUCAAGGCAGCAGAUGCCGCUCCCAGGGAAUUUGCGAGAAUGGUGGUUAAUCAGGACAUUUCCACUUUGCCAAUAGCGGAUGUGAAGCGCCAUUUUACUGAUUUGACGGGGACCUCACCAGACAGUAUUAUGGAUCUGGCUGAUCGGGAAAGUAAUCUUGACAACAAUAGGCUGUUGUUGCAUCGGGCGAUUAUAUAUGCUAACGAGGUUGGACAUCCAAGAGGACAAGAGUUGCAGGAAUUGCCGGGGGCAUCUAUGGCUACACCCCAACAGCUGACUCAACCUGCGCGACGAUCUGUGUCUCCUCCGACAACUCCUCCACCAAAAAGACAGCGCCUGGAUGAUAAGGAGAAGGAUGUAUUGGUAAAAGAUAUGAAAGACAAGAUGACGCAUACCUUGUCCGCAAUUGCAACGAAAGUUUCUUGCUGGUAAUACAUGGUUUUCAAGGUGAAGGGUUACAUGUAGAUGCCACACACCUUGACCGCAAUUGCAACCGAAGAUUUUUGAAUGAACCGCAAGACGAUCAGAUGAAGGCUUUCAGUUGUCCAGGCCGGGCCAGGUGACCAAUGACGAUGAUAGAUCGGGUUCGAUUCAAGCUAUACGCUUGGUGUAUUCGGUUAUCGUGUCUGGCGACAGAGUCUAACUCACGUCCAAAGCACGGUGGCUGGGUCCCAGGCAUGCUUGUCACUUUGUUCUGCUGUCCUCAUCUAAGUUUCGACGGUGAUGACAUGGACUAAGGUUCAAAGUACGUGUUCCCCUUGAGUCAUUGUGGUUGAUUGAUGGGGGAAAUUAACGAUUGCGUGUCGCUAGUCAUUCACAAUAUCCCCUGUUGAAGAGUGUUGGCGGGAUAAGUCUUACGACUGUUAACAAUAGUAAGCAAUAGCUGGCCAGCGAUCCCCUACCUGAUCUCGAGGGGGAUGGAAUGACUGGGGUUAGAGGCCUGUUGUUAACCUGCGGAAUUUCGUCGGACGAAAUGUCAGGCGUGUCCGUGUGGGACUUGUGCUAAACCAGUUUAGUACUAAUGACGAAGACCUUGGGUCCUUUGAAUAACAACAGUGUUCUCAACCUCCUUGUGCCUCUCAAAGCUAACGUAUAUACCCGCUGAAAUCGACAAGACGGCGAUGAAGAAGGAGAGCCGGCCUCCAGCUCGAGAGCCGAGAAGACACUGGAUGGACCUGAAGAAUAUGUUGCUGCCAAUGUUGGAGCCAUACAGGGCAGCCCGAGCCAACAUUGUACAAGGGCCACAAGGUCCAGGGCCUCCAGGACAAGGGACACAAGGACGAGGGACACGAGGACAAGGGACACGAGGACGAGGGACACGAGGACAAGGGACACAAGGACAAGGGACACUAAAGACGAUGUUGCAAUCUGCGGGCCCUCGGCAGAUUGAGAUGAUGGCUGUCGAGAAGACCCAACCACUCAACCAAGAUCUACAAUUCGUCCUAUGGUAGAUGUGACUCUCAAAAGAUUUUGGAUGACGAAGGAAUCCAAUACAUAUAUGGCAGCCCGAACCAACAUUGUACAAGGGCCACAAGGUCCAGGGCCUCCAGGACAAGGGACACGAGGACAAGGGACACGAGGACAAGGGACACGAGGACAAGGGACACGAGGACAAGGGACACUAAAGACGAUGUUGCAAUCUGCGGGCCCUCUGCAGAUUGAGAUGAUGGCUGUCGAGAAGACCCAACCACUCAACCAAGAUCUACAAUUCGUCCUAUGGUAGAUGUGACUCUCAAAAGAUUUUGGAUGACGAAGGAAUCCAAUACAUAUAUGGCAGCCCGAGCCAACAUUGUACAAGGGCCACAAGGUCCAGGUCCUCCAGGACAAGGGACACAAGGACAAGGGACAUAAGGACAAGGGACACGAGGACAAGGGACACAAAAGACGAUGUUGCAAUCUGCGGGCCCUCGGCAGAUUGAGAUGAUGGCUGUCGAGAAGACCCAACCACUCAACCAAGAUCUACAAUUCGUCCUAUGGUAGAUGUGACUCUCAAAAGAUUUUGGAUGACGAAGGAAUCCAAUACAUAUAUGUCGCUCACAGAUACGGGCAGACAACCGAGAGUCGAGUGGAUUCAGUGGAUCGAAUGGUUGUGCGGAGGGAUAGCCAUGUGCAGGAGUGACGAACCACAGCUCGGCAAACGAUGCCUUGACAGAACAAUUCAAGGAGAACCUUCGCUGAGAUCAGAAAGGGAACUUGUUUGCUGUGGGGAUGGAUUGGACACCGAAAUGUCUGUCAUUCUAAUAAACUAUAAUGACAAUCCAACUCCAAAGGGACUCUCUGGAUUUAGGGAAAGCUACGGACAUAGAGCCCUGAAAUGAUAUCCUGCAGCCACCAUGAGGACGGCCUAUCUCAUACUUCGGAAGGGUGCCAUCACACGCAUGGAGAAGCAUCCGACAGGAGGAAGAUGGAUGUUGCUGACCAGCACAUCCCAACGAUGUAUUUUUGUCACCGUAGACCUAUUGUUUUUAUUGAAAUAUCUGAUUGAAAGGUGAUUUUAUUGAUAAAAAUCCUCAAAUUUUCUGAUGGGAGAAGGCAUAUAUUUACCUUCUUAGGGCAAUGACAAUAUGUUGUCAUGGUUUAAAAUAAUGCACGUAUAAAGAAGGAAUAACAUUUUAGAGGAGGGUUUCUUUUGUUACCAGGGGCACCAUGAUCCAAGAGAUCAACAAUUUUCUGGCAAAAUCUUUUGAAAGAAAGCGAAAUGUGGAGUGGGCGUUUAUGGAGAGCCAAUAGGGCAUGUCAGUACCCAAACAAAUAAGUCUUAAGCAAAAUUGAUUUUUAGCUUAUGAAGGCAGAAGCUAAUAGCCUAGGGCACAUCAGGACCCUACUGCUUGAAAUGGUUUUCUCCUGAAAUAAUCACCAACUUGAUCAGAUAUUUCAUUAUUAUAUCUCCAUCACUUGAGACAUGGGGUUCAUAUGAUUUCUUUCUUGCUUAAACCCCAGGCAAAAAAGGAACAUAUGUGUCUGCGAUGGAACGUAGGCCUUUAAUACUGUUUCUCGAUCUCCCCAGUACCAUAGAAUCCACGGGCAUUGGUCAGAGCAGUUAAGCCGAGACCUUCUAACGUUGGCUGGCUCAGUUGCUUGGUAUCAUAUAAUACCAGAGACAACUGACCAACUACACAAAGAAGUUAAAGAAGUUGCGUUCCCUCAAUCACUUUUACCAAAUACCUGGGAACAAGGUAUUGAUGAAAAGACACAUUCAACUUAUAUAGUUGAAAACACUCUCAUUGUUUUAUUGAUAUUUGUGAGGAUAUCAAAAGAUUUCCUGACGACAGAAUCGACUGCUUCGAGAUCUUGCGAGAGCAUAUUUAUCAUGCUCUGCAGAUUAUGAAGACGGUCUUUUGCCCCACUGAGAAUUGGAUAAGACAUGGUACUGAAUGGUUUGAGAAAAGUGUAAUUAAAACGUCAACUUUGUAAGACGUUUCAUUUUGUCCUGCAUGUAAUAAAUGUAGACCUUGUUAGUAAAAUAAAGAGAUCUUAGACUCCAACUUGCCAAAAAACUGGCAUACCCACUUCUGUGUAGUCUUGCCAUGUCGAAAGCUACGUCUUUUGUCAUGCAAAUAACAUGUCACCUCUCAACCUUUUGUCAUGCAAAGCGGCAGCCUCAAGGUGGAGUGGCCAUGAGAAAUGUGGUCCUUUUGUUAUUUAAAUUGGGUCCUUAAGCUGUUUAGUCAUGGUGUGAUGACAGCCUUGACCUGACCUAUUGUUAGCUGAAAUGGCUUAACUGCAGUCAUACACAAUAGGUUUAAUACAUGCAUGAAUAGUAAAUGAACAUAUUAUUAGCAUGCAGAGUUGAAGUUGUGGAGUGUGACUAGUGUAAGAUCUCUAUUUAGCAAUGUCUUUCUUGAACAUUACAUCUUGUAAAGGAGUAGACCAUGUGUGAUAGUAUUACUAUCUUCUUGUUUUCUCCUGUUAUGGGCUUUCGGAGUGGCGCAGUACUUAAAUGUACACGUCUGAUGUCAUGUAAAAAACUCAGUCGUUGAAGCCUGUCACCUGUGUGAUGGAGUCGGCAGCUCCCUCCGAUCGCGUAGGUUUUCUCCCGGGGACGGGUUUCCUCCUGCACGACAUUCCAAAUUGCCAUUACGAUAAUUCUUGGGAUGUACAACAAUAAAAAAGAUUUUCACAAGAUAAUGAUUUGAAUUUAUUUUU